AUGCGGUUCAAAAACCGUCAAGUCCGCCAACUACUCAUCGGUGCCGUCGCUGGUAUCGCCGAAGCGCUGUCCAACCAGGACAGCUACAACUGCUUCGACGCGCCGACCAAGCUAAACCACAACCGCAUGUGCAACAUCGGCGACAGGAUCAACGUGAACCUGCCUGAAGGCUCGAUUUUUGUGCGGGUCAGAGGCUGGACUAACGACGGCGCUUUUAGGUGCUGUAAGUCCCAGGAUGCAGUGGGCAUGGUCAUGGCUAAGAUGUCGCCUGAGAUGCUUGAUGUGUGGCCGCAGUGGAGGAACCCUGGCUUCCGUAGUGAGAUUAACUGCCUUGGGGGGUGCUAG
Molecule: messenger RNA, 345 nt
Organism: Dothidotthia symphoricarpi CBS 119687
Lineage: Eukaryota; Fungi; Ascomycota; Dothideomycetes; Pleosporales; Dothidotthiaceae
Exons: 2
Coding region: 1-345 (114 amino acids)
Source: RefSeq, a predicted model, not a curated record